UGUGCACAGCUUCGCACCUGGGGCUGACUACUGAACAUCUGAUCCUAUCACCAUGAGCUGCAGCAUCAAGAGAAUGUCCAGCACCUCGUACCGGAGCGGAGGAGGAGGUGGCGGUGCCUGCGGGGGCAGCAGCGGCCGCAGCUCCUCCGUGUCCUGCCGGCGCUAUGCCUCCUCCGUCAUUGGCGGGGGCAGCUACGGCGGCGGCCUCAGCAUGGGCACCAUGGGCAGCAUGGGCAGCAUGGGCGGCGGCUUUGGCGGGGGCUUUGCGGGCAGCUGCGGCCCCGGCGGGGACCUGCUGCUCAGCGGCAAUGAGAAGGUCACCAUGCAGAACCUCAACGACCGCCUGGCCUCUUACCUGGACAAGGUGCGGAUGCUGGAGGAAGAGAACGCUCAGCUGGAGCACCACAUCCGCGAGUGGUACAGGAAACAAGCUCCCAGCGUUUCCAAGGACUACAGCUCCUACUACCAGACCAUCGAACAACUCCAAAGUCAGAUUAUUUCGGCCACUGUGGACAACAACAGGAUGAUUCUGGACAUUGACAACAGCAAGAUGACUGCUGAUGACUUCAGAAUGAAGUAUGAGAAUGAGCUGGUCAUCCGUCAGACCGUGGAGGCUGACAUCAAUGGCCUGAGGAACAUCCUGGAUGGUCUCACCAGCACUCGGUCCUCCCUGGAAUGUGAGCUGGAGUCCCUGAGGGAUGAGCUGACUGCUCUCAAGAGAAACCAUGAGGAGGAAAUGAGGCAGCUCCAGUCCCAGACUGGUGGCGAUGUCAGCGUGGAGGUCAAUGCUGCCCCUGGACAAGACUUGACAAAGAUCCUGAAUGACCUGAGAGAUGAAUAUGAGCAGAUCAUUGCAAGGAACCGCAAGGAAGUGGAGCAGUGGUAUGAGGUCAAGAUCCAAGAAGUCAACCAGCAGGUCACUUCCAGCAGCCAGGACAUCCAGACCAGCAGCCACCAGCUGAGCGAGCUGAGGCGUGAGAUGCAGAACCUGGAGAUCGAACUGCAGGCACAGCUCAGCACGAAAAGCUCUCUGGAGAACUCCCUGGCAGAAACCGAGUCUCGCUACGGCCGCAUGCUCCAACAAAUCCAGGCGCAGGUCUGCUCCGUGGAGGAGGAGCUGGGCAGCAUCCGCUGUGAGAUGGAGGGGCAGAGCCAGGAGUACAAGAUGCUGCUGGGCAUCAAGAUGCGCCUGGAGCAGGAGAUCCAGCAGUACCGGUCGCUGCUGCAGGAGGGGCAGCAGGAUCUUGUAUCAUGUCAAGGAGCUCUCCAAGGAGGAGGAGGACAGUCAAGAGUGUGUUAAGAUACCACCGACGUGUUGGACUUCCCUGAUCCAGUCACUGCCAUGGGAGCAGCCAGCCCUCAGCGUGGUGUGACCUACCCUGCUCUCCAAAUGCUAUCCAUGAAAUCAAAAUUAAUAAUUACUAGACUUCUCCUAAAACUAUUUACCCCUCCCUUUUGAUCCUGGCCAGCACUGUGAUCCCUGUGCUCACACACAGGUCUCUGCAGUGCACUUGGUUCUCUACUG
Messenger RNA from Zonotrichia leucophrys gambelii, 1525 nucleotides. Its product is annotated as keratin, type I cytoskeletal 15-like. Bases 53 to 1300 code for a protein of 415 amino acids. The record is from RefSeq and is a predicted model, not a curated record. Gene Ontology annotation, biological process: epithelial cell differentiation; intermediate filament organization. Lineage: Eukaryota; Metazoa; Chordata; Aves; Passeriformes; Passerellidae. Gene Ontology annotation, cellular component: cytoskeleton; keratin filament. The transcript is spliced from 8 exons. Gene Ontology annotation, molecular function: structural molecule activity.